Anguilla rostrata (American eel) is the source of this 1497-nucleotide messenger RNA. RefSeq names its product THO complex 3 (gene thoc3). Gene Ontology annotation, biological process: mRNA export from nucleus. Gene Ontology annotation, cellular component: THO complex part of transcription export complex. The record is from RefSeq and is a predicted model, not a curated record. NCBI's taxonomy places the organism in Eukaryota, Metazoa, Chordata, Actinopteri, Anguilliformes, Anguillidae. Bases 26 to 994 code for a protein of 322 amino acids. Gene Ontology annotation, molecular function: protein binding. The transcript is spliced from 6 exons.
AUAAGUAUUAAAUCCCAUCGCAAACAUGGCGUCGCAGUACUAUCUGGAAAUGCAGGAGAAUUUCAAAAAUAACAACAAAAGUCGUGAAUUCCCUGCUCACAGCGCCAAGGUGCAUUCGGUUGCUUGGAGUUGUGAUGGCAGGCGGCUGGCAUCUGGAUCAUUUGACAAAACGGCAAGCGUAUUCGUACUGGAGAAAGAUCGCUUGGUGAAAGAAAACAACUACCGGGGUCAUGGCGACAGUGUUGAUCAGUUAUGUUGGCAUCCCACAAAUCCAGACCUCUUUGUUACUGCAUCGGGGGAUAAGACCAUCCGCAUCUGGGAUGUUCGGACCACGAAGUGCAUUGCUACUGUGAACACGAAAGGGGAAAACAUAAACAUAUGCUGGAGCCCUGACGGACAGACUAUCGCUGUUGGAAACAAAGAUGACGUGGUUACUUUCAUCGAUGCCAAAACGCACCGGUCAAGAGCGGAGGAGCAGUUCAAGUUUGAGGUGAACGAGAUCUCUUGGAACAACGACAACGAUAUGUUCUUCUUGACGAAUGGAAACGGCUGCAUCAAUAUUCUCAGUUACCCAGAAUUGAAGCCCAUACAGUCUAUCAAUGCCCACCCGUCCAACUGCAUCUGCAUCAAGUUUGACCCCACAGGAAAGUACUUUGCCACAGGCAGUGCAGAUGCUCUGGUCAGUCUCUGGGAUGUGGAAGAACUUGUGUGUGUGCGCUGUUUCUCCAGGUUGGACUGGCCGGUGCGGACUCUGAGCUUCAGUCACGAUGGCAAAAUGCUGGCAUCUGCAUCUGAGGAUCACUUCAUUGACAUUGCCGAGGUUGAGACUGGAGAGAAGUUGUGGGAGGUGCAGUGCGAGUCUCCCACUUUCACCGUGGCCUGGCAUCCCAAAAGACCCUUGCUGGCAUACGCCUGUGAUGACAAGGAUGGGAAGUAUGACAGCAACCGGGAAGCAGGCACCGUCAAGUUGUUUGGAUUGCCCAAUGAUUCCUGAGGGGCGUGGUCUGUACACUUGUGUGCCAUCAGCAUUCCAGUACUGCUUUUAUUUGGUUAAUCAGGAAUUGUUGUGGCCUUGAAACCUUGUGAUUGGUGCCAGCGCAGAUCUUGCUGUUCCGUUAGCCAGUUUCCAACACACAAGCAGGGAUGGAUGGAAACUGAACAUCUCUGUGUUCUCGUGUUUAAACUUGCAGAUGGCAUGGCAUUACUGUUUGCCGAGGUUAUAAAAAUAGCCUUCUUUUGAUGCAUAUAUGGCCAUGGCUUCCCGGUGUGUUUACUCCCCUUUAAUGUAUUGGUAUAUUUGCUGAGAAACCAUCAUAUUUUUUUAUUAAGGUAGUUUCUGUGCCUGAAGGCUUGGCUGUUUUUUAUUUUCUCCCAAAUGGAUUGUACUCAUAAAUAUGAAUCUGAAACCUAUUUUGGAACAUGCAGAAAACACUUCUGCUGAUUUUAAAAGGAACGGGUUUACCACAACCUCGAACAGUUUAAAAAAAAAAAAAUAAA